GGUAACAUGCUCCAAGCAAGUGACUCGAUUCAAUCUCACAUCGGACUUUCACUUCACGCUUGCCACUGUCUCUGUCUUGUUGGCUGUUGUCAAAAAUUUAAAUUAUAAUUAAAUACGUUUUAUCCUCCUUUACACCAACCACCAGCAGACCAACCAAGAAAGAAUGGCUGAAUCCACAAGUACCACCAAUAAUAAUACUCAAAUCGAAGCACGAUUUUGCGUGAUUUGUUCUUCAGCUGCGAGUAACAAGAUCGUAAAAGACGAAUCGUUCGUGCAGAUAUUAGAUUUGUAUUGGAGAGGGAUCGAAGUCGAUGUUAAGCCAGAUUUGAGCCGACGGCUUUUCCUCUGUAUCCCAUGUCAUGAGAAACUUAAUAAUUUCUACCAGAUAAACGAUAUGGUCGCUUACUUUGACGCCAAAUUAAAAGAACUCAGGAUGAGCAUUUUGAGCACAAACGUGAAAGGGAUGCUAUCCUGGCAGGAGAAAGGUUUAAAAUUACUUCCGUUCCAAGCAGAGAUUAUGAGCAGAUGGGGAGCCAAACUGGAACCAAUUAGAGAGACUGCAGACCAGGCAAAAGCUGUCCUAGCCCAAUUUACUGCUACACUUUCGAAAGAAGACGUUAAUAACGAUGCCUCAGCUAAACCAAACUCCUCGCCUGUCAACAAGCCAGCCUCAUACUCAUCUCCAAACAAUCCGAAGCGUAAAAGAAGUACAAAGGAGAACGAGCUUGAUUUAGAAUACUCGGGGGGCGAUAAUUUUUCGGACGACGGAGAUGUUAGAAGGAAAACUGGACAACAACCUUCACGUCGGACAGGCUCGUCAAGUACCACCGGAAGUAAUGUUGGGAUCACCAAUGCAGAUGAAACUAAUGUUGGAGAAGGUGAUGGAAAAUUUGAAUGCCUAAAUUGCCUGACCGCAUUUGAUGAACGAGAGAAACUCGUUAGCCACAAAAAACAGUGCCCCACUGUCAGUGCGGCCGUCAAUAUCUCAGAAUAGAUAAAAGAAGAAUCAAAGGCUGAUUUAGUUUGUAUUACACAUUUAACACCACGAACUGAUCAUGUAAACAUUAUGUAAUUCCGAGAAUCAUAUACUUUGGUGUAUGUAUGUCAUUAUUAUUAGUUUUAUUUUUUUCAAGAUUUUUUGAGUUUUCCUUGUACUUUUUCAGAAAUAAAAUUGAAUGCAAUGAAUUGUGCAUUUUUCAUACACGAAUCAUUGAAUCAUAGGAAGUAUUCUUUUUUGCACUAUUCAUACGGAGAGCAAGUUCAACUGUAUACACUGCGUAAAGUACGAAUGUCUAGUGGGAAAGGGUGUAGGUUUUCAAAAAUAUAAAUAAGAAGGUGUAUUGGAUUAAACGAAGUGCUAGUACCGAUAAGCUUUUCUCAAGUCUAGUAUUCUUGUGGGUUUAGGUCUUAGGUGGUCAGAUUUACGAGUUUUCGAAUGCCUUGUAAGCUAAAUUGAACGUAGUGCUUACUUCGGCUCAGUCGGAUUUGUUUUACUUCGAGUUCUUUGACAAAGAACAAUACAAUUAAUAUUAUAUUGUACAUUGAGCUUGUUACAUUCGUCGUAACUGUCGUAAGUUUGUGGUAAUGGCGUCUGGAGGAGUGCAACUAUCAAAUCCGGAGGAGCUUCCCAUCGAACUUCUCCACGGCGAAAUGGUUUGCAGUGGAAUAUUGGGUGGCAAAGAGGAUGACCCGAAUGAACUACUUUCAAAGUUGGAAUUUAUUGGAUUUAGUACGGGCUACAGAUUAAUUGAGAGGUUACUAAAAGAUUCGCCACGCUUUAAAGAUGAGUUAGACACUGUCAAAUUCAUAUGCAAAGACUUUUGGGUGGCGUUGUAUAAAAAGCAAAUUGAUAAUCUAAGAACAAAUCAUCAAGGAACGUAUGUCCUACAAGAUAACUCGUUUAAAUUUCUCUCCAAAAUAUCCGCCACGAAGCAGUAUUUGGAAAACGGACCAAAGUUUUUGGCAUAUACUUGUGGAAUAAUCCGAGGAGCCUUAGCAAAUCUUGGAAUUGCAUCUGUAGUAAUAGCAGAAACUGCGACAAUGCCAUCAUGUAGAUUUCACAUUACAAUUCAACGACCGUCGUAGUAAUCAAGUUGUUUUGAAACUUUUGAAAAUGACCCUUUUUCGCCCAAUUACAUUCCGUUUCCCAUCAUCAUAUUUCUUACUUAUAUACAUAAUACAAUAAAUUUAUUCAACUGUU
Folsomia candida is the source of this 2200-nucleotide messenger RNA. RefSeq names its product trafficking protein particle complex subunit 6b-like (gene Trs33). The record is from RefSeq and is a predicted model, not a curated record. Gene Ontology annotation, cellular component: trans-Golgi network; cis-Golgi network; TRAPP complex. Gene Ontology annotation, biological process: regulation of GTPase activity; endoplasmic reticulum to Golgi vesicle-mediated transport. The coding region runs from base 1585 to 2085 and encodes 166 amino acids. NCBI's taxonomy places the organism in Eukaryota, Metazoa, Arthropoda, Collembola, Entomobryomorpha, Isotomidae. The transcript is spliced from 6 exons.